Corvus hawaiiensis (hawaiian crow) is the source of this 9011-nucleotide messenger RNA. RefSeq names its product Scm like with four mbt domains 2 (gene SFMBT2). The coding region runs from base 246 to 2927 and encodes 893 amino acids. Gene Ontology annotation, biological process: regulation of DNA-templated transcription. The record is from RefSeq and is a predicted model, not a curated record. Gene Ontology annotation, cellular component: nucleus. Gene Ontology annotation, molecular function: histone binding; transcription corepressor activity. The transcript has 21 exons. Lineage: Eukaryota; Metazoa; Chordata; Aves; Passeriformes; Corvidae.
AAACCAUCAAAUAACCCGAAAGAAAAAAACCCAUCCAAUAACCUGGGGAGCAAAGGAGGGAAAGUUGUGCGUGUCCCUGCGCGCCGGGAGGGCGGAGGGUGCCCCACCAGUUGAUUUUGCAUCCUGCCUUGUGCCUUCGCCGGCUUUUCUUGAUAUAUUUUAUUUAUUUUCUGCAACAGGGAAUAAACAGCUUGUCCUCCUUGCUGCAAGAUGAAUUAGGAAGGCAAAGCCUCUUCCUCUGAGCCAUGGAGACAAGGGCAUCCUUCAUUGCCAGCAUGAGAGAGACCCAGCACCUCUCCCCAGAGCAGGAUCCCAGCCCAGCCAACGGCGAUGGGGAGCAGUUUGAUUCAGAUGAGGGCUCCAGCAUUGAGGACACAGACUUCAACUGGGAUGAGUUCCUGGAGGAAACAGGAGCCAGUGCUGCUCCCCACACCUCCUUCAAACACGUUGAAAUCAGCCUUCAAAGCAGUUUCCAGCCAGGGAUGAAAUUAGAAGUGGCCAGCAAGAGCAAUCCAGACACGUAUUGGGUGGCUACGAUCAUCACCACCUGUGGGCAGCUCCUGCUGCUCCGUUACUGUGGCUACGGAGAUGACCGCAGGGCAGACUUCUGGUGUGAUGUGAUGACAGCAGACCUGCACCCCGUGGGCUGGUGCACGCAGAACAACAAGGUCCUGAUGCCUCCAGAUGCAAUCAAAGAGAAAUACAUGGACUGGACAGAGUUUCUCAUCCAGGAUCUGACCGGCGCCAGGACGGCCCCUGCGAAUUUGCUGGAAGGUCCUCUGCGAGGAAAAAACCCUGUAGACCUCAUUACAGUUGAUUCCUUAAUAGAGCUGCAGGAUUCCCAGAAUCCCUUUCAGUACUGGAUAGUUAGUGUGGUUGAAAAUGUUGGAGGAAGAUUACGCCUUCGCUAUGUGGGAUUGGAGGAGACUGAAUCCUAUGACCAGUGGUUGUUUUACUUGGAUUGCAGACUUCGACCAGUCGGUUGGUGUCAAGAGAAUAAAUACAGAAUGGACCCACCUGCAGAUAUCUAUUCUCUGAAGACUAUAACUGAGUGGAAAUGCGCUCUGGAAAAAUCCCUUAAUGAUGCAGCAAAUUUUCCUCUUCCAAUGGAAGUGUUUAAGGACCAUGCUGAUUUGAGAAACCACUUCUUCACUGUGGGGAUGAAGCUGGAGGCAGUGAAUAUGAGGGAGCCCUUUCAUAUCUGUCCUGCAUCAGUGACCAAGGUUUUUAACAAUCAUUAUUUACAAGUGACCAUUGAUGACUUGAGACCUGAACCCAGCAACAUCUCGAUGCUUUGCCAUGCGGAUUCCUUGGGAAUCUUGCCAAUACAGUGGUGCCUUAAAAACGGAGUCAAUCUCACACCUCCCAAGGGUUACUCUGGUCAGGACUUUGACUGGGCAGACUACCAGAAGCAGUGUGGAGCCGAGGCAGCACCUCAACUGUGCUUUAGAAAUACAUCCUUCAGCCGUGGCUUCACCAAGAACAUGAAGCUGGAGGCGGUGAACCCCAGGAACCCUGCAGAGAUUUGUGUGGCUUCCAUCACCUCGGUGAAAGGCCGGUUGAUGUGGCUGCACCUGGAAGGUUCACAGAUGCCCUCUCCAGAGUACAUUGUUGAUGUGGAGUCUAUGGACAUUUUCCCUGUCGGUUGGUGUGAAGCAAAUGCUUAUAACCUCACCCCACCACACAAAGCUGUUUUGCGAAGGAAGAGAAGAAUUGCAGUUGUGCAACCAGAAGAACAGUUACCAUCCUCAGUGCCUGUUGAGAAAAUACCUCAUGACCUCUGCCCGGUUCCUCAGCCAGACACGACAGGCACCAUCAAUGGGAGAUACUGCUGCCCCCAGCUCUACAUCAACCACCGCUGCUUCUCAGGUCCAUAUUUAAACAAAGGCAGGAUCGCAGAGCUACCUCAGUCUGUGGGGCCUGGCAAGUGUGUGCUGGUCCUCAAGGAGGUUCUCAGCAUGGUGAUCAAUGCAGCUUAUAAGCCAGGGAGUGUUUUACGAGAACUGCAGCUUGUGGAAGACCCUCAGUGGAAUUUCCAGGAGGAAACACUAAAAGCAAAGUACAGAGGGAAGACGUACAGGGCGACCGUGAAGAUCGUGCGGACGUCGGACCAGGUGGCAGAUUUCUGCAGGAGGGUCUGCGCAAAGCUCGAGUGCUGCCCCAACCUCUUCAGCCCUGUGCUGGUGGCCGAAGUCUGCCCUGAGAACUGCUCCAUCCACACCAAAACCAAGUACACUUAUUACUAUGGGAAGAGGAAAAAAAUCAUUAAGCCACCAAUUGGGGAAAAUAACAACACGAAAAGUGGCCAUGUCAAGCCAGCCAGACGCAGAAAGAGGCGGAAAUCCAUCUUUGUGCAGAAGAAAAGGAGGUCUUCAGCUGUGGAUUUGAAUGCUGCAGCCUCUGCAGAGGAGAGCGAGGACGACGAGCCGGACGCGAUGGAGGAUGAGACGGGGAGCGAGGAAACGAGCUCGGAGCUGCGGGAUGACCAGACGGACACAUCCUCAGCCGAGGUGCCCUCCACCAGGCCCCGGCGAGCGGUCACCCUGCGGAGCAGCACCGAGCAGGACAGGCCUCCUCCCAUGGAGAGAGCCCGCCGGAGCCGGAGACCCCAGCCCCACGCCUACAGCGAGGCAGAGAAGGGCACGCAAGCCAAGGAAGAAAUUAAGCAAGAAGAGGAAGAGAAGCUUGUCCUGGACAGUAACCCACUGGAGUGGACUGUGACUGAUGUCGUGAGGUUUAUUAAACUCACUGACUGUGCACCCCUUGCCAAAAUAUUUCAGGAGCAGGACAUCGAUGGCCAGGCCCUCCUGUUGUUGACGCUGCCCACGGUGCAGGAGUGCAUGGAGCUGAAGCUGGGUCCAGCCAUCAAACUGUGCCACCAGAUCGAGCGAGUAAAAGUUGCUUUCUAUGCACAGUAUGCCAACUGACUGCAGUUCUCUGUUCCUUCCUGUCCUCCUCCUUGUUCCCUGUCUUUUUUUAACAUCUCAGCUUGUUCAAGAGAUUUUCUUCCCCCAUAUCCUUUUUCUUUUCUGAGAGCAAGUGGAAUUGGAAGCACUGGGAAUUAACCCAUAGCGGGGAAGAAAAACACAAAAGAAAACUAGCAACAAAUGGAACUAAUUUUUCUGUACUUGUAAAGCACAUGGAAGGACUGCUGGCAUCUCUUCUCCUGAGCCUCUCCAACCCAUUGCCCAGUGGUGCAAGGCCAGCACGGAUCAGGUGGUUUGUCACCAAACCAAACCUACCAGUGGCAGACACAUUCCCUAGGAGAAGGGUCAGACGUUCCCAGAUGGUGAUGCUUUGUCUAGGACAAUUUCUGGACAUGAACAUUUCUUUUAGAUAACUCUGACACUCUUCUUUCAUAUUGAAAUGUAAGUGAUCAUUUGUAGCAUUACCUGGGGUUUAACUGCAAAUUUGAUCUUGGUGAUCAAUGGGCUUUUUUUUUUUUCUUUUCUUUUCUUCCACCUCUCUUGUUUUACAAAAGGAAAAAGUGUUACACCAGGCUACGCUGGUAAUUCCUGAGUCAGUUUUGAAAGGGGACUCAACCCAUGGUCUCUCUGAUAUCAAAGUUGCAGUGAACUGACAGGGGUGACACAGGACCUGGUGGGGCAGCAGAACAUCCUGAGCCACGCUGGCUCUGCACAAUCAGCUGAGUAUCUCUGUGAUGGGAUCUGUACAACGCUGCAUUCUUGUACAGGAACAUGAAGGCUUUCAACCUGACUUUUAGCCAUAUGGUGACAGCAGACUGGGAUCAGGGACUCCUGCUUACCCCUGUGCUCAGAAGAACCUACUGACCAACACCAGGCUGCACCUGCUGCGUUCUCCUUCUUUGGUUUCCUUCUUAAAUUCUUUGGAGAAGAGAGGCAACCUUGAGAAAUAAAUACUCUGGAAUAGAUCUAAAUCUUGCCCAUCGAGUGUGUUAGGCAAGAAGCAUUGACUCUCUUUGCUAUGCAUCACUUGGGAAUUCCUAGCUGGUCUUUCAGUGAGUUUCCUGAUUUGCCACUGAGGAAUGGGAUGGGUGCAACUGCUGCAGGCUGGACCAGAUGCUGAGACAUUCAUCAGAAAUGUUCUUACAUGGGAGAUGGACAGGACUGGAUCUGUUCUCAGCUGUUGUUUUGUACUGAAGAUCUUGUUCAAGUUUUAAUCCGUUCAAGGGAGUAUUAGUUGCCUCUGCAUCAAAUGGUGGGGUUUUGUUCUUCAGAAGUCCAGGAACAUGGUUCUGUAGCGGGGCAGAUACUAAAAAAACCUGGGUUUUAGACUGGAUUUCCUACUGACAGUAGCAGUGAAAUGGGUCACUGCAACUGUUUGAGAACUACUUUGGAUCCCUCUCAGGGUCCCCUAAAAAUGUUGCUCCUUGUUUCACCUCUGAAAGACAGAAGGAUUGCACCCAGCAAAGUGAGAGCACAGCUGAGAAAAUCAGGGAGGCUGCUUCUCCCAUCUCCUCCUUGCUUCAGCCCAGUCCUGGUGUUACAGCUGUCAGCAGGAGACAGCUCUUGGGAGGAUUCUGUCAGGAGAACUGGCGCAUGAGGACAUUCCAAGGAAGGGAAGCAGAAAGGCUGUUUGCUGAACAGCGUUCCAGCACCAAUCCUUUACUCGUCACAUCCAGCUUCUUUUGCUGCUCUGAUGGUCUUGGAGUUUCUGGCCUCUGGGAUUUGUCAGAGACAUUUAAUGCCUUCUGGGACACACUGCAAAAAUGUCAUUUUUUGUCUCCAUCAGCCUUGUAACUGUAGAUAUUCCUAUGGCAGCUAAUUCCUCGUGGAGGCACAAUCGGGGAGCAGACACACACAGACUCUGAGAGCAGCCAGCUCUAGUCCUGGCCAAGCAGGGAAUGGGUGAAGCAUAGAGCCAAGAACAUGGGAAUCUUUACUGAUUGUUCAGGGAAGUUUAAUCAUAUUGAAAACUCGAACUAUUAAACAACAACAAAAAAGUUCUAAUUUUACCUUGAGCUGGCUCUUUUAUUUCCACAGGUUUCUCUCUCCUCACCAUUUGUCUUUCACUUUACUGUUCAGCAGUGUUGCCUCAUUUAUCACUCUCUGUCCUUUCAGAGAAGUUGAUAAGCUAAAUCUUUAUGCUAAAAUUACCUUGGGUGGUAAAUGCUUUACUGUUUAUUUUUAGUCUGCAGGUUGGAAAGAGAUAUGGGAUUGGGGUACUGUUGUCUGUUGCAUUGAUUGCUUUCCAGAAAAGCUGGAGCUGAACUUCUUUGGCCGUUUCUUACACAAGUGGAGAAUGGUUGGUGUGUGGUUUAACUGGACAAUGUGCUCAGAUUGAGCAGAGAUCAGAAGGAACUAAUCACUCUUGCCUGGACUUCAUUUAAAUUCUGGAACAUCAGUAAAGCUUUGGAGUAAUGUAUUUCAAAGGAGAUGAUGGAAAUCCUAUCUUGCUAGGGUAAAAUGCCACUUUACUUGGCAAAGUAGAAGUAUAAACCACUGUAAGUUUGGGGGUGUUUUUGGUCCAGACCUGAUUGAUUGUAAGUUAAAUUCAGAGCUGCUGCUGCUUCACAGAUACACGAAUGACAGUGGUGAAGCCACAUCUUCUCGCCUCCCUGUCCUGAAUUUGGCACCUAGGCCUGAAGUUUAUUGUGUUACCAGCUGCAAAAGGCCACUGCUGUGAAGUGCUGAACUCAUGGUUAUCCAAGGCCGUUGCCAAGGGCUGGGGAGCAGCCCUGCUGUUGGAUGCUGACCUUCAGCAUACUGACACAGAAGGCUUUGCAGGUGUUACUGGACUCUCUUUGGGCAUAGGACCAAAGAUAGGCAUUUUUGGAACAAAAAGAGGGGGCUGAAGAGUGUGUGGUGCCUGCCCAUCGUCAUCUGCACUGGCUUCUUUGGAGCUUGCGCUCAUCAGGCUGAACAGGUCCAUGGGCAGGUCCCUGCUCCUUUCACAACCUUUGCCUUGAGAUUAUCAGCCAAUUCCCACUUUGCAGGCCCAAAGCAUCCAUCUCUGAAUUGAAUGAAAUCAAUAACUUAAGGAAUGUCCAUGAUUCCCUGGCUGGUUGUCCUGCCUUCCUCCUGCUGUCAUGGAUGCUCUUCAAGAAAAGUGGUCUUUGGUUUCAGGGCUUCUCUUCCUUUUUCAGUUCACAAACACAGCUCCCAUCCAGACUCUCAUUUUUUAACUCAGUGCCAGGAUGACCAAGCCCUGGCUUUUCCUACCUCUCAGAGGCAUGAAGUCCCCUCAGCUCUGAGAGGGAUUUCAGGGUCUCCAGCUCUUUUGUGUUACCUAUAUUCCGUAAUCCUUGAUAGUUUGGUCCUGCAGGGUGCAGAAACUGCCUAAAAAUGCUGUGUGCCCUCAGGAAACACCAAAAUCCAAGCACACCCUGUCCUUAGUGAAGUAUCCAGUAGGUACAUGUCCUAGCUGAGAUGGCCUGACCCACACUGCCAGAGGUAUUUGGAUACUUGCUGAGAUGUACACAGUUUGUAAGUGGGACACCUAAACUCCUUUAUUUUACUCUGGGCAAACAGCUAAUUUGCCUUAACCUGGAAAGUCGCCAUUCCUUGGCUUUGACCUUCGGCCUUUUGCAGUCCCAGUUGUGUGGUGUCCCUGUCUCAGCCCUCUGAAGGCAAACCAGGCAAUGCUGGGCUGCCAUCAUCAGCAUUCAGUCACCUUAAAGCCUGCCUUGGUCUUGUCAGGGCACAGAAUGGAAUUUGGCAGAGCUGCUGUGCUGUGUCCGUGUUUCAGACGCUCCGUACAAUCAGGGCACUUCAGAUACUUUCUGCUUUCCUGGUGCAGUGCAUCUGGAAAAUGAUGAACUCAGAGUGUUCCUCUCAUUUCCAAAUUCAAGUGCCAAAAGAGAAGAACAUGCUGCGACUGAACUCCAUUAAAACCAGCUUUAUUGCACGUGGAUAAGUACGGUCCCAAGGGCUCCAUUUUGGUGCUAAGAUAAUGUCACGCUGUAUUUUCCAUCGCUUGGGAUUGCAAAGCUGAUUCCUUAUUCCAGGAAAUACUUUCUGUAAUCUGCAACAUCUUGAACAUUAGGAUUUUUUUUUUCUUGUGACUGUACACUUUCUAACUUUGAUACACUCAACAAAUACCCCUUCACCCACAAUCCUGUGAGUUUUGGAGAUGUUUUAUACAGUAUAUUCAUGUAAAAAUUCUUUCAAAAUGUGGAUGCAUGUAUAUUUUCCUCUCAGUAAUAUUCUUCAUCGCAUCAGCUGACCCAGAACUAAAGGAAUCUGUUACUUAGGAUUUGAUCCAGAAAUAACUGAGGUUAGCAUUAGGGCCCUCACCGAUGUGUGGGCUGUGGGACCAAAUCUUCACCAAUUUCUCUCACUUAGAAGUCAAAAAGUCUGUGCUUAAUUAACAGAAAAUUUAAAUGCCUCCUUCUCCUAGAAGGCAGAAAUGCAGCUGCAAUCUGCCAGGCAUCACAAGAGAGGGCUCAUGUCCUUAGGUGCUCAUGAACUCCCAGUAAAGGAGCAGAGGCCUUUAAUGGUCUCAUUUAUUCUUUGGUACAAUACUCCAGCAAGAAGUGUAGAUGGUGUUAAUGGCUGCAUGUAGAAUAUGAGCCAGUCAUCAAAGAUGAGAAUUUUAUAGCCCAGCAGUCCUUUAAAUGUCAGCUGUCCUGCAGGAGAAGAGUGGUUUUGCAGGGGUUUGGUGCUGUGCACAGGAAUUCUCUCGCAGAUGUGAACUGCACAAACCUGGGUCAUAGUUACAAAUACUUGUGGCCUUUUUUUGGGUUUUUUUUGUCUAUUGUGUUAAUUUUUACAGUGAAAAAGGUAAGUCUUGAUGACUGCCAGGGAUGUGGGAGAGGGGAGAGGGGGCUUCAGGAAGGAAAGAAGCUGGAGUUCUGGGUUUGAGGUGUCUUUGUGGAGAGGGACCUCUCACAACAGAAGCACAGCUGGGGUCUGUGAGCAUCAUUCCUGAAAGCUUUUCUUUUCACAGCAGAGAUGGUUUUUGAGUCCCAGCAGGGGCCAGGUGAGAGGAGGGAAGGAAGCUGGCAAUAGACUCAGUUCUUCAAUGCUGAAAGGUUCUAAUUGUGUUUUCCCUGUGGAGGUACAGAAAUUUGGCUCAGAUGUCUCUAGGCUCCUUGGCUGGAUAGAAGGGAAAAUCAGUCUGUCUUGUACCUAAUUCCUGUGUGUCUUGUGGGGUUAGGGGGCUGAAGACUGUUGUCUUGCACCUUCCAGACCUCCAUAGGAAAUACCAGGCUAAAACUUGAGCUGUCUCCCACAGGAAAAGGCGACAUUGCCCUGAGUUCAGGUUGUGGAUCAGUGUUCUGGUGUGAGAGGAUGAAAAUGCUCAUUGCCAGGGCACCCCACCUGCUUCUUGUGGCUCCAGCCUCACUGGAGAUGAUGGACAUAUAAAUGUCCAUAAUUUAUACAUUGUACAUGUGUGCAUUCCAUUUCCCAGUCCCUCUUCUGCCAGACCUGGUCAGGGUGUGCCAACACAUGCAGUUACUCCAGCAGCCUUUGCCUUCAGGGACCUGCUUGCUGGAAGACUCCUUGGGAAUGGUACCAUGACACUUCCACAUGCACAGGCAGGGGUGUCCUGUGUGGACCAAGAGAGGUGAAAGUCUCAAAUGCAGCCUUGGAGGGGAGUUGAGUCUUUUCAUGUGCCUUGUGUAGGACAAGGCAAGCGCUUAAACCCUCCUGUCUCUCACGGAACAGCAGGAAUUUGCUCCACAACCAGCAGUUAUGCUCCAUUCGUGGUGGUGCACGUUGGAAAACUUCAAAUUGUUUUGCAUUCCAGUUUGUACUGAAGGUUUUGACUCCAAGUUUGUGUACAUAAUCCCUUUGGUGUGUUGAUACGUAUGUGCGUGUAUAUAUAUGUAUAUAUAUGUGCGUGUAUAUGUAUGUGUAUAUAUAUAUACAUAUAAAUCAAUCAAUGCUGGUGUUUUUACUUUUUAAAGUUCCCAGGGCGAAGGGCAUGUUGUCAGUUUGCUGUAAGAUUCUAUUCUGUAUAUAUGUUUUCAUGUAAAUAAGUGAAAAUCUAUAUUCAGAGUUAUAUUUUAAUUUUUAUUCAGAAUGAAAUCCCUUUUUACUUGAAACAGUUGUAAGCCACGUUGUUAAUAAAGUAACAAUAAGUCA